AUGUUUGAGAAGCAUGAUAUUUACAGGGUUAAGCUGUUGACCAGGAACGAAGCUCUUCGGUUAUUUUGUAGUAAAACUUUCAAAUCUGAUUUCCCAAUGAGAGGUUAUGAAGAGCACACAAAUAGAGUACUCCGAUAUGCUAAUGGCCAUCCAUUGGCAAUCGUCAUGAUGAGCUCAUUUUUAUUUAAUAGAAGAGCCUCAGAUUGGAGUAAUGCGUUGGUUCAAUUCAAAAUACUAGAUAACCCUCUGUUAAAGAAAGUACUUAAAGGGAGUUUUGAUGAUCUGGAUGAUGACCAUGCAGCUGCCUUUUUAGAUAUUGCAUGUUUUUUCACAGGGAAGGAGAUUAAAUCUGUUGAAGGAGUUUUAAAGUCUAGCGAUUUGCUCAAGGAUGAUGGAAUUCAACUUUUAGUUGAAAAGUCACUCAUCACUAUCAUGGAUCAAAAAAUACAAAUGCACGGUUUAUUACAAGAAAUGGGAAAAGAAAUUGUUCGUCAUGAUUUUCCUUUUGAGCCAAAAGAGUGGAGUAGAUUAUGGGAUUUUGAUGAUGUACAUGAUGUCAUGCAAAAUGAGACUCCAUUUCCUAAUGUCGAAGCAAUUGUCUUGGAUUUAGAGGAUUCACGAGGGAGAACAUUAAGGGUUGAAGCUUUAUCAUCCAUGGGGAAUCUUAGACUCCUUAUAUUUCGUAAUGUGAAAUUUUCUGGAGUGCUAAAGGAUCUUUCAAGCAAUCUCCGAUAUAUUUCAUGCUCCAAUACAAGCUUGUGGGAUGAAGAAGAGGAACCACCCUCACUCUCUAAACUAUGGGAUGUGGUGCGCAAAGCAGAGUGGGCAUCUUCUGCACGAGGAUCACCCUCACUCUCGAAGUUACGUGAUAUGCUGCUGGAAGCAGAAAAGGAUAUUCCUCGUUAUGGCCCCUCUCCUCUUAUUGAGGAGGUUGGGGAACUCUGCGUGCGUCCUGUUUGGGCUGUUAGGGAAUCAACUCCCGCACCCUCAACAGUAUGGCGCAUGGCAUGCCAAGUCGAAAGGGAAUUGACUUCACAGGAAUUCCCUUGCUUGAGAAACAUGAAUCUUCGUGGCUCCAAAAAUUUAACCAAGAUGCCAUUUUUCAAAGCAUUCCGAGGUCUUGAGAGGCUAGAUCUUGAAGGAUGCGUUCAAUUAUCACAACUUCAACCAUCUAUUGCUUAUUCAAGGAUCAAGAUUGCCACUUGGCUGAACUUUUCAACGACCAAUUUCUAG
This is a messenger RNA of Neltuma alba, 1233 nucleotides long. Its product is annotated as disease resistance protein RPP2B-like. The transcript is spliced from 8 exons. NCBI's taxonomy places the organism in Eukaryota, Viridiplantae, Streptophyta, Magnoliopsida, Fabales, Fabaceae. The record is from RefSeq and is a predicted model, not a curated record. Bases 1 to 1233 code for a protein of 410 amino acids. Gene Ontology annotation, biological process: defense response.